This is a messenger RNA of Cadophora gregata, 4836 nucleotides long. RefSeq lists its product as uncharacterized. Lineage: Eukaryota; Fungi; Ascomycota; Leotiomycetes; Helotiales; Ploettnerulaceae. Gene Ontology annotation, cellular component: cell cortex. Gene Ontology annotation, molecular function: GTPase activator activity. The transcript is spliced from 5 exons. Gene Ontology annotation, biological process: signal transduction; regulation of fungal-type cell wall organization; activation of GTPase activity. The record is from RefSeq and is a predicted model, not a curated record. The coding region runs from base 1285 to 3654 and encodes 789 amino acids.
CGGGUAUCUAAGUAGUUAUCAGCGCCAUGUUUCUGCCUCUCUGCGCCAUUCCCAAUUCUCUCAAUACCUCUGUCCUGAUACUCCUGCUUCUGUAACACAUUCAGUCCUAUGCCCUGGACGUACCUCUCAACAUAGCCACGUUUCCGCCGUUGCCCAUCGUAUUCCCUUGGAGGUGUACCUAGAUGAAAUGCAGGCACAAGACACAAAACCGUUGCGUGGUGACUCUAAAUAUGGAAAAGGCCGCCUCCCAUUUAUCGGCUGCCUUGACCUGCCAGAAUGAUGCUAUACCAGUACUGGCAUAAGGUACAGUAAUGCAAUAGCAGAUCCAUUGGUCUGGCUCACUCGGCUACUUGAUGAGGGACACUUGAGGCCGUCUGGGAAGCAAGCCAUAGUUGAUAAGUGAAUGGUCAGAAGCCACACACCAGCGAUCCUCCGCCUACCUGCCCAGGAGCAGACUGCCCUCCGCAUUUGCUUUGCUUUGCUUUGCUCUGCUCUGCUCUGCUUUGUCCGUGCUUGUCCAAUACUGACAAUACCGUGCAUCCGACCAACACAUUACAUUAUUUGGCUGGCUGCUGGAUAAUUAUUCUUUUCCAUUGCAUUGAAUUGCAUUGCAUUGCACCAGCUUGGGGGAUCAGCACAAUUAAGAGGGUAGGAUCGGAUUAGGAGCCGUAGCGUGCUCUGCAUCCAGCCAGCCAGCCCAGCCCAGCUCACCUCGAACAUCAUCAUCUCGUCUCGUCUCGUCUCGUCUCUCCUCUUACCUGCUCCCUGCUACCUACCUGCUGCGACCUCACUCCCUUACUCCUUCGACCUGCACAACUGCACAAACUUCAUAAAUCACAACACUCGCUGCAUCUGAGACAACGGUGUCGUGCACGACGCCUCCCUCGAUCUCUUGUCCUGCCCUCGCCCGCACUGUCUCAUCUUCGACUCUCCCUCCUGCCGCAGCGGCCUUGCAUUCGAGCGCUUGCUUCACACCCCUCGGUCGCGUUGAUUCUUGCGCCCAGCGAUCGCAAGCCUUCAAAACACAACUCCCUGGCAGACGUCUAGCAGAACCAAAGAAUCAGCGUCGCGUGCUGCAUCGGAUUGUUGGUCCUUGAAAUCGGUCGCCGUGCGCUUCGAAUUAAUCCUGCGACCGAAGUUGAAUUCGAGAUCAGUAACCCCACGCCCAGCUUGCGCAGAACAGCACGUUGUCGAGGCCUCUUGGGCCACCGCGACUCUCUUUCCACUGGGAACCUAUAUAGAACCUAUACUGGCAACUGGUAGAUUGGGACGUUCGCUUUCAAAAUGACUACAGACGCCCCAGCUUCAGGUAGCGCUCAGCAACCCUUCGCACACCCACAGCCUGCUCCUGUGAAUCAACCAAUACAAGCAGCAUCUCCCCCAACGAAACAAAGCUUGAAGAGCUGGUGGAAGACUUUCAGCAAACCUCUGCCAAAGAAUCAGGAACAAAAUGUUCCACCUCCUACAGGAAUAUUUGGAGUUCCCCUUCGUCAGAGCAUUACUUAUGCCAACGUAGCCAUUUCAUUGGUUGACGCAGAAGGACGAAGCUACAUCUAUGGAUAUGUCCCAAUCGUAGUAGCUAAGUGUGGAGUGUAUUUAAAGGAGAAAGCCACUAAUGUAGAGGGAAUCUUUCGACUCAGUGGAUCCGAGAAGCGAAUCAAGGAACUCCGAACCAUCUUCGACUCCCCAGAUAGAUAUGGAAAGGGUUUAGACUGGGCAGGAUAUACAGUUCAUGAUGCCGCAAAUGUUCUGAGAAGAUAUCUUAACCAGCUUCCGGAGCCGAUCGUCCCACUAGAUCUAUACGACAGAUUUCGAGAACCACUGAGAGGCUUCACUAAGCAAGCAGUGGGAGAUGCUGAUGGACCUCAACUUACUGAAGAUUUCGAUGCUGAUAAAGCCAUUAUCACAUAUCAGCAACUGAUCACAGAGCUGCCACCACUCAAUCGCCAACUUCUGCUAUACAUUCUUGAUUUACUAGCAGUAUUUGCUUCCAAGUCAGACGAAAAUCGCAUGACCUCCGCAAACCUUUCUGCUAUCUUCCAACCAGGCAUGCUUUCUCAUCCAAUUCAUGACAUGGAGCCUGAGCAGUAUCGCUUGAGUCAAGACGUCCUUAUCUUUUUGAUCGAGAACCAGGACCACUUUUUGAUCGGCAUGAGGGGUACUGCAGCAGAUGAGCAAACUGUGGCUGAUGUUCAGAAUGGAGGAACGCCACCACCAGGAACACCGAACACACCAGGAAAGACCAAGACCGGCGUAGCAAGAACAGCAUCGAAUGCUAGUGUAGGCGCAGACAGUGUACGAAAGUUUGGCGGAGUACGAAGAAAUGUUUCAGUGUCUUCACGUCACUCCAAGCAAUCGAAUGGCGCCCCAAGUCCUGCAAGCCCUGCUUAUGGCCCACCUUUGACGCACUCACCCAGCGGCGGCAUCCAUCGAAGCAACACAGUCCCUUCAAAGCGAUCUCCCGGAUUACCUUCAAAUCGAUUGCAAAAGAAUUCUGGCUCGCCGUCGCCUACAGCAGCUGCCUUUAUGCCAAACUCACAUUCAGCUCCUCGGGGGCUUUCGCCAGCAGCUCCAAGCUCAAAGAAUCGCAGCGUCUCGCCAUCAACAUCUGGUGCCCCUCCAGCUGCUCUUGGAAUAUCAAGCCUAGCCCCUUCGACGCAUGCUGCUUCCGUGACGAGUCAAGAGAGACUUCUCGGAGAUCAAGUCGCCACCCCCGCAACGCCUCGGAAUAUCUCUAAUUUAUUUCAGAGGUCACCAACAAACGAGAGUGAGAAGAAGCAGCCAAACAAGCUGAGAAAGAAGCGCCUACCAGGUAGUUCGAAUCCCAGCGCUCAAAGCUCUACCCAGUCCCUUAACAGUCAGGACCAAGCAUCUCCUGCUCUUCAUCCCACUCGUCUUGCCAACGAUGUUGCAGCCCAUCCACAAUUAGAAAGCAUCCCAUCCGCGAAUCCCACCUUGUCCAACACUGAUGCCACACCUCCUGCUACUGAUCCUCCUCAAGCUGACCCAUCUGGCCACCAGUUCCCAACUAGACCGGAGGAGCUUCAUCAAUCAUCAGACAACACAUUGAAGCCCACGUCUCCAACAGGCUCUUUGAGAUCCAGAUCAUCGUUCAAUGACCAGUCAGACGCUGAUCAUCAUGAGGAUGCUGCGGCCGUUGCAGAACAGAGAGAAAAGCGAUCCAGAUGGAGAAUAUCCCGACACCACCGAGACUCUUCUCAACUGGGCAACGCCUUGACACCCAAGAAGGCCGUUGGCUCAGACAAUGGUGCAGGAGCCAGUUCUAGUUCUGUCGGCAGCUCAUCACGGCCUCGCAAGAGUUUCACCGGCGAUACCGUUCCAACCAGCUCCGACACAACUCUCAUUGGUGCACACCCUCAGUCAAGUCACGAUGGUUCAGCUGCAAGUGAGGAAAAGAAAGGACCAUUGGGUUGGAUCAAGAAUAAGAUGCGUGAGAAACGAGAUGAGAUCAAAGAGAAGGAAGCCGAGAAGGAGCGUAACAAGAGCCCACCUGCUUCGACCGAUCGCACUGCAUCCGCAUUUCCAACGAGAGGCAAAAGUAUGGAUAUGAGAAGACCAGAGAACCCGGAGCGACCCGGCGAGGAGCCUUCGACGCCACAUGUCCCAGACAUUUCACAACACCCUCAACGGUAACCUUUAGAAUGAGCUCCACUGAGCAUCGAGCACGUUGGGUAUUGUGAGAUUACGAGUGGUUGUUACGGCCGCAUUUAUAUUCGGAGCGAUUGAUUUGAAAAGUUGUGGAGUUAGCAGGGAAACAUUUUGCGGAACCCCCUUCGGUAUCCUGUUCAGCGCGUUUCUACAGCUGCGUAUGCACAUCAUGAUUUGUUUUCCCAAAGAUCGGAUACCCCGGAGACCGUUUAUUUUAUUCAUUUUUUCAGCACACGGGUCUUCUUCUUCUUCUGACACCUACGGCGAAAGGUACCACGGUUUGAGUAUAUUGUAGGGUCGCUUUUGAGGUGAUGUUUGUGGGAUUCUGUGGCAUAUUUGGAACGAAACACUGGAUGGAUGGAUCUGAGAAAGAAUGGUUGGCUGGUUGAUUCGCUGGUUGGUACGUGUGUGUUUGAGUAUAGUCACACGCACUUGUUGGUAUCUUAUGUGUUCUUCCUCGAACGAAUACUUCCCGAAAUUGAAGGCUUUGGAAUGGCCUGCUCUGCUCUAAAGAUGAAGUAGCUGGGUAGUUCUGCUACGAUUUUCUCGAUGAGGAAUGGAGACGGCACAUUAGAGCUCCGUCGACUGUCUUCGAGACUAUUCCCUGCAAAAAGCCGGAUGGAGCUUGAGAAAUGGGACGAAGCUGGCUGUUGAUGGAUGGACGGAUGGAUGUUAUGCGCCACAUGCAUGGACAGACAGGAUUUGUGACUGAUGUGUGAGAGCGUUCGAUUCUUGUAUUUAGGUUCUGCAAUAGGGGGUUUUUGCGAUGGAAGUGAUGUGUAGAAGUCUAAUGAGAAUGAAGCAAAGUCUUCAAACAAUGCCUAGCCGUACGUUUUAUAUUGCAAGGCGCUUGUGUGUAGUCAGUAUCCGACGAUUAGAUGUGUCCGCACUCUACGUUACCUAUCCAGCACAACAUACUGGAUGAGCUGAAGACUUGAAGCAUCAACGAGAUGAGGGAGAAUCCUGAACAAGCAGUACCCACGGAUCCUGAGACGAGUAAGAUGCUGAUGUGGGCGUCGAUCAAUCAUCACUCAUUCAUAGAAGUCCACUGCCACUCCCACCCCCACCCGGCAUCUCCUCCACAUUGCCAAACAACCUGAACAACGUAUUCUGCCAUGCAUCAGAAUACUCCCCAUUCCCACCACCCAUCCACUGCUCCCCUGCAUA